AUGGAGUUCGGUGCGCGCUUCGGCACCACCAGCUGCGAGAUCGCCCGCAAGCUCAACAACAGCGGCAACGUGGUGGUCGUGGAGCCCGACCUGAACGUGUGGGACGUCCUCGAGGCGAACCUGAAGUCGCACGAGUGCAACGCCCACUUGCUCCGUGGCGCGGUGAGCUCGGUGGACCUGCACAUGGCGGCCAAGCUGAACGUGAAGCGCGGCUACUCCAACAGAGCGCUGCAGAAGGGUGGCGUUGUGGUGCCCGGCUACCACCUCCACGAGGUGGAGUCUGCCCUCGGCAAGAAGGUUGACACUUUGCUGAUCGAUUGCGAGGGUUGCGCCCAGGACAUGAUGGACCAGCUGGGCCCCGUCAUCGAGAGCGGGCAGAUCAAACUGCUGCUCAUCGAAGGCGACAUGCCGGUGGGGGCCAAGGACUGCCAUUCUCACUGCAUGGACUACAAGAAGUUCUUCGCCUACCUAGAAAAGCACGGCUUCGAGCAGGUCGACAAGUUCAACGACUGCGACAUUGAGCGCACUGGCGCACCGAAGGGCAAGUGGUGCGGCAAGUGGAUUGACCAUUUCGCCUUCAAGCGCAAGUGA
Prorocentrum cordatum is the source of this 591-nucleotide messenger RNA. The record is from the annotation of a GenBank genome assembly. Lineage: Eukaryota; Dinophyceae; Prorocentrales; Prorocentraceae.